This is a messenger RNA of Drosophila santomea, 1321 nucleotides long. RefSeq lists its product as uncharacterized. The transcript has a single exon. NCBI's taxonomy places the organism in Eukaryota, Metazoa, Arthropoda, Insecta, Diptera, Drosophilidae. The coding region runs from base 468 to 1295 and encodes 275 amino acids. The record is from RefSeq and is a predicted model, not a curated record.
AUUGCAUUCUGUUUUUUACGGUUUCUCACAUAUUCCCAUCUCUUUUGAGCGUGAACAACACUAUUCUUUGAUUGUAAUUCUUCACUUGACUUCGUGGUGCCGAAUUCAAGUUUGUUGCCUAAGUCUUUCGUUUGGCCAGCACAUUCUUUUGUCCAACUGCGCUUAGGCAUGAGUCUGCUAUCAAGUGUUUGGCCAAAAAUAAACAGCCCAAGGACCUCGACAUGUGUCUAUGGAAACUGUUGCAAUUGUUGUUCAAAUAUAAACAAACGAUAUGCGAGUGCUUUGCUCAGCCGGCUAACGGUAUAUGCUCGUAUGGUAUGAUGAUUGGUGAUAAAGUACCAGGCCAUAAGUGUGGAAACCGGUUGUCGGCAGUAGUCUCUUAACAUUCAUCGGGCACGCAAUCACUUUUGGGGAAUAGAAUAAUCUGAAAAGAACCAUCGGGAAAACUAGACGCAAUAAAUAUCAAAAUGUACAAAUGCUAUUGCGGCGUAAUGAGAUCAGGAAGUGAGCGGCAGCAGCAACAUCUUGCGCUGCAUCCAGAGCGAGAUCAGCAUCCACGUGGCGAUCUCAGGUCGGUGACCUCAUCUUCCAGACAAAGCCUGCGACCCACCCAGUUUAUAAAGCGUCCAAGCUUGAAGACCCCGCCCAGAUUUGGCCUAGGACACUCCAGCACCGAGCUGGUCAAUGACUUCAGUCGCCGCAACUCCACAGCCACCACGGUGAGUCACUGCUCCAGCUGCAGCUGCAGCUCCUCCCAGCAACGCCAGCAAAGCAGGGCCAAGGUUUUGCGAUGGGGCUGGGAACGAACAGGCGGUAUUGACACCUCAAACACGAGCCACCAUGAUGGAUACACGGACAAUCGGCGGCUUUAUGAGCAGAGCGCAUGCGUCGCCAGUCGCCAGAGGAGCCAAGGUCAGGGUCAGGUUUACAGUGGCAACUCGACGCCAUCGCCACGCCCAGUUCAGUACCACAACCAGCAGGCCACGGAUGAGCUGCAGCAACUGCAGGCCCUGCAGCACUUCCGCCUGAUGAACGUCGGCGAGUGUUUCAGUGAUGGCCGCCAGGAUGAGCUGCGUCUGCAGAGGGCCUAUGAUAGAAUAAGUUGUGGUAACACGGACAAGUGGAACAAGGAUCGGGCCAAUGAGAGCAGGCAACAGGAAGUGACAAGCACCACACCCUAUGCCCUGAGGCAGAAGCUGCUCCAGCUGAGGCUCCAGGAGGAGGAGCGGCGUGGCAGGGGCACGGGAGCCACAUGUGCUCCUUUGGGAAAGAGCUGCGCACUGCGAUACAACUAAACUAAGUGCAAUAUAAGCUAUAUUAA